This is a messenger RNA of Eriocheir sinensis (Chinese mitten crab), 3563 nucleotides long. RefSeq lists its product as uncharacterized. Bases 32 to 3403 code for a protein of 1123 amino acids. Gene Ontology annotation, cellular component: extracellular matrix. Lineage: Eukaryota; Metazoa; Arthropoda; Malacostraca; Decapoda; Varunidae. The record is from RefSeq and is a predicted model, not a curated record. The transcript has 5 exons.
GGUUUAGCGGCGGCAGUCACGCGGUGAGGUCAUGGCGCGCCUCGCUCUCCUGUCAUCUAUAAUACUAUUCCUGCUGGGGGUCGCGUGGGCUGCCGGGGACGACCCACCACCACCAGACGCCGACCCAUACGAGGUGUCCGAGUCUCAUGCCGAGGUGGUGGUGGCCAGGCAGCUUAUUGACCCUGAGGAGGCGGCGACGAAGGGGCAUCUACAGGGGCGGCGGCGACGACCCGGGGCCCGCCGACGAAUGCUGGACCCGGAGAGGCGACGACAACUACUUCAACGACGACGAAAGCUUGGAUUGCCCUUACGACGACGACCACGCCCGAGAGCCUUCCCCCCGCAGGGAGAAGAAUCAUCACCACCACCACCACCACCGUUCAUCACCAGCACCACCACUCCCUCCACCACCUCCACCACGGUCGAGACACCCAUCACCUCCACCUCCACCUCCUCCUCCUUCUCCUCAAGCAGUGUGUCGUCCUCCUCCUCGUCCUCCACCACGCUAAGGUCCGUCUUCCCGUCCUUCAGCGUCGCCAGCAGACUCCGGGCGGGAGGUGCGAGACGAGGGCGUGGCUGGGGCGACAAAACCACAACGGAGGAGACGCCGCAGAAGGAGGAAGAAGAAGAGAAGGAGGAGGUGGAGAUAUCUGAGUUGCCUGAAGAGAAGGACCUCGUGGAUAUCCUAACACCCUCAGACCUGAAGGAGCGUAGGAGGGGCGUGGCUCAGAUCCUGAAACGUCCCUUGCGGCGCCGUCUUACUCCUGCCCUCACGCCCACCCUGGUCACCACGCCCGCGCCCCCACGGAGAGACAGAGAGGAGAGACUGAGGUACCGCCCGUUCCUAUCAGGCAAGAGACUACGAGGGGAGCGUCGAAAGCAACCUCGUGUGUCGGUCUCCACCUCCUCUUCCUCUUCUUCCUCUUCCUCUUCCUCCUCCUCCACUCAUGCCCCAAUCAUCACUACUACCACUACCACCACUACUACCACCCCUGCCCCGACCUCAUCCCUGCCACCCCCACCCACCCCUACCACUGACUCGUCUCUCCUACGCCCUGACUCACCACAUCAUGACCACCGCGACUCAGCAGCCAUCUGGGAGGAGUCACUGUCGCCUCACCUCACUGACUCAAGCCAUGACUCAACCUCACCACAGCCAGAGUCGUCUACGUUUAGUCACGAGUCACUGAGCUUCCUUCCUGAGUCACCAUCACCCGACUUCGAUUACGACUCACCAGCCCUCGACUUUGACUCACCGAUCUACGUCCCCGACUCCCCCGACUCCUCAGUGUUCGGUACCGACUUGUUCUCGCCGUCCGCACCUACUUUUCUCUCUGCUCUCCGCCCCGCCCCGUCCUCGAGCAAGCCCCGACAUACCCCGGUCCCGAAGAAGGUGACCAUUGCCCCCCAACCCAAGUGGCCCUUCAACCCGAAGUUCCGCGUCGCCCGAAGAUUCAAGCCUGAGACUCCAAGGCCCAAGUACAUCCCCCUUGAGUCUUCCCGUCCUCCUCCAAGCCCCGCCCCGGUAACCCUUGAGUCUGAUACUUUCAGCUCACAGAAAACAAGACAUUUCGACAUUAUCCCCAGUUAUCUGACAAACCAUGGAACCGUCAACCAAGCGGACCAUUCUUUUGACCCUUUUCCAAACCGCGCGACAGAGCCAAGUAGCUUCAAGGAACUAGAUGACGGAGAUUUCGAUCCCCUGCCGAGGUUUGCGUCCCAGGAAGGCGGUCUCUCACACGCUGAACCAAAGCCAUUAGAGACCUUCCCAAGCUUCGCGGAAGAUAUCACCCCAAAACCUGUCUUUCUCACACGGGAGCGAAAUUACAACACCGAAGAACCGAACUUUCCGACGCCAAGACCCAGCUCCGAACUCAACCGGGAACCCUUACAGUCCGCCUUCACGCCAAGCCCACGAGACCACCUCCUCGACACCACAGACGCCACCACCUCGGGUCACAGAAAGUCCAGCCACACCCCAGGGCACGCCAGUCCACCAUCACCACCAGACCUGCUGUACCACGAUACCGAGACUGUGUUCGCCCCGCAUGUGGACUAUGACGACAGUCCGGACCCGCUAUACCACAGUGAGGUGAUCUACACGCCUGACCAAGGAGAUGCCGGCUACAUUGAGGACGAGGAAGCCGUGUACGAGGACGAGGUGACACGCUUCGAGGAUGACUACGAGGAUUAUGAGGACAAGGAUGAGGAUAAGCCUGGGGUUCUGGACCACUACAAAUACGGCUACCAGGUGGAGAGCGAGGACACGGGGAACUUCCAGCAACGAUACGAAGCGAGGGAUGGCGCGACUGUCAGCGGCUCCUACAAGGUCGCGCUUCCUGACGGGCGGGUGCAAGUCGUCACGUACGUAGCUGACGACGGCGGCUUCAGGGCAGAAGUCAGCUACGAGGGGGAGGAGACACCACCCUCUACCACAGCCCCGCCAGCACCCGCACCCCCGCCUACCACAGAGUCAGCCCCAGCAGCCCCCUUCCCCGUCAGCUCACGUCGCCGUCAGCCCCACCAAAGAGCCCGGUCCCAGAGUUCCCAGUCCCACAGCCAACAGCUUAGAGCCCAGUCCCCAAGUCCCCACCACAGCCCACAGCCCCAUCACGUACCCCAGUCCCACAGUUCCCAGCCCCAGAUUUCCCAUAGCCCCCAACAUAGAGCCCAGUCCCCAAGUCCCCAGCCCCAAUUCAGAACCCAGUCCCUCAGUUCUCAGCCUCAGAUUUCCCAUCCCAGUCCCCAGUCUAACAGUUUCCAGGCCCACCACAGCCCCCAGUCUAACAGUUUCCAGGCCCACCACAGCCCCCAGUCUAACAGUUUCCAGGCCCACCACAGCCCAAUUGUCGCGAGAAAAAACCUACGAUUCUCUGAGCAUGUGACUACCGCAUCUCCGAACCCCUUCCGUUUAGUGGUGGAGGGCGGGCGAGCCUCCACACACGCCCCGCCCUCCCCACCCACCCCUUCCACCUCGACGGAGCCAACCCCACCCCGAUCCUCCUUCAGGGAAUAUGGCCCGACGACCACUAACGCCCAUACCAUCGCUCCACCCCACAGUCUCCCCCACGGCCCGUCCACUACCACGACCCCCGCCCCUCAGCUACCCACCUCAACUCCACGCUAUGAAUACGACUCCCUACACACGCAUACGACUUUGUACUCGCCUACCACCGAUGCUACAGCCUAUAUCCACGCCCUGGGGAGGUCUCACGCUGUCCCUGUACUACUGCCCCUGCCUCCAACCUAUCCACGAACGUAUUUCCUUCACGAUAGAGAGGGGGACAGUGUAGAGUUGCAGAGGGGUGAUGAUUCCCGCCCUCGGAUUAGUAUUCGUACGCCCUCGCCCCACCAGACUGAUAUCUACCCCUCCCCAAGGCCGCCUCUCUUUGGAUUUGCAUGAGGUGCCCAAGGUAUUGCUAGAUAAGUAAGCUUGGGAGAGAGCCUAUAUCUUUGCAAUUCCCAUAUCCUGAAGAAUGACUAGAGAAAGAGAAAACUUAAGGUAUUGCUAUUGCUAUAAGAGGUAUUGCUAGAUAAGUAAACUGUUAUUCUAGACCUUGGAA